Messenger RNA from Vespa mandarinia (Asian giant hornet), 915 nucleotides. RefSeq lists its product as uncharacterized. Gene Ontology annotation, cellular component: membrane. NCBI's taxonomy places the organism in Eukaryota, Metazoa, Arthropoda, Insecta, Hymenoptera, Vespidae. The record is from RefSeq and is a predicted model, not a curated record. Gene Ontology annotation, biological process: sensory perception of taste.
AUGACAUAUCAGUUACAUGUUUAUAGCCGCUAUGUGUUUAUCAUUGUCACCAUUGUUGGUGGAGUUUUCAGAAGAAAGAAAAUGAGACAUAUCAUGUUGCAAAUAGAAACUUGUAUUCGAAAUAUGGUUAUUAUUGUGAUUGAUCAUCGAUGGUUAAUAUUAUUUGAGGAUAGACACAUGAGAACAUUAAUUUUCCUUUACGUCGAAUAUUAUCCUUUUUUCGUAUGGUUAAUAGCCGAUAUUACUUUUACAUUCUGGAUCUGGUAUAUAAAGACAAAAUUUAGUCAACUAAAUGAACUACUAAAAAAUAUGCUUACAACGACUAUUGAUUCGCCUCAACAUAAAAGAAUUCUUCGAAUGUGGAAUAACAAGAAGGACGAUUCUUCGUCAUAUAAUAUUCACCGAACGGAGAUACAUUUGGAAUUAAUCAAAUGUGCUAAAAAUACAAACGAUGCGUAUGGUUUACAUAUUUUAAUAUCCGUUACAAUAACUUUUAUUUUUAUCACAACUUUGGGUUACGAUCUAUACUAUUUCUUAAUGACUGAGGAUUACUUUGUGCAUCAUCGAAGAUUCUUCAUUUUUUUAAAUUGGAUUUUUUAUUUUGGGUUUAGAAUCAUCAUAAUUAGUCAUUUAUGCGCAAGAACUAUAACAGAGAUUCGUGGCUUUAUUCUACAACUUAUCCAAAAUCCAUUGACAUUUACAUCUUAUGGCUUUUUUGAUCUUGAUCAUACAUUGAUACGUAAUAUAACCGGUACCGUCAUAACUUACCUCGUUAUUCUUAUUCAAGUUGGAAAGGUUUCAUCGAACGAUCGCACCAAAGAAAAUGAUGAUUCUUAUCUCUUCAAAUAUGAAUGUAAAUUAAGUGCAACAUCUAAUACAAAUAUAAUAAGGUAUACUGCAAAGGAUAAGAUAUGA